Molecule: messenger RNA, 830 nt
Organism: Didymella exigua CBS 183.55
Lineage: Eukaryota; Fungi; Ascomycota; Dothideomycetes; Pleosporales; Didymellaceae
Exons: 2
Coding region: 144-692 (182 amino acids)
Cellular component (GO): extracellular region
Source: RefSeq, a predicted model, not a curated record
GCCUCGGAACUUCAAGCGAAAGACGUGCCAUGUGAAUCUAGGCACAAAGAUAAAUGGCAUUGCGCACUCAUUUGACAGUUGAGCAGCCAUAGCAACAGCCCGGCAAUCUCCCGACGUGCCCAGAUCUUUCUUCCGCGACCAACAUGAAGUUUUCUCUCCUAAUCCUCUCUCUACUGACGGUAAGCUCAGCGCUCCCGCUCGAGCCUCGUCAAGAGCAAAGCCUUGCACCGCAACUCCUCACUACGAUCAAUGACUUGAACACCGCGGUCACCGACCUGACGACAGCCGUCAACAAGUUCGAUGGAUCCUUGUUCGGUCUUCUACCGCAAGCACUUUCUGUUGUGAAGACUGAGGCAAAGCUCGACCUUACCAUCCUGAAGGCGACUGGCAUCACCGAGAGGAGUGCAAGCUUCACUGCAGAAGAGAGCACCAACAUCGUGAACACAUUGGCUGGGGGGAUUGGUCCAAUCCAAGCAUCACUGGAGGCGCUCGAGGCAAAGUACCCUACUUUCAAGAAGACGCUCACAGCCCCAAUCGUAUUGCUGGAUCUCAAGAUUCUGAAGAAGCACACCGGUGGGCUUAUAGAUGCAUUGGCUGUGAAGGUAACUGCGGACAGUGCAGGUCUUCUGGGCUUAGGCAAGGGUAUUCUGGAUCAGUCUUUCGACAAUGCUAUCGCUGUGUAUAGCGCGUAAAACGGCUACUGUACUUUCUUGAAUUAUCUGGGUGGAACCUUUGAGUUCUGAUGUCUCUUUCCUCGGCCGAAAACUUAUGGAAAGAGUUGUCCGCCACCGUCCUUACCUCGCUUCAUAGAGCACGCGACAAUGACUGGC